UUUGGCCAACUUGGUGGAGCUUCAGAGUUCAUUCUUAACUUGUGAUAUGAACUGAAGCUCAAGGGCAGCUAAAUGGACCUUGAUGUGAGAUUGUUUUGAUUUCUAGUCACAUAUUAAAGGAAUCUAAUUCAGAUACAUUCAAAAACAAAUUCAGAUUCAGUCUAACAAGAUCUGAAACUGUCUUCUUCCUAACUGUACACAACAAUUAUAGUAAAUGUCAGGAUCAACCUGCUCCUCUGCAGACCAAGUUGGAGUCUACAGUCAGCACUUUGACAGUAUUAUACAGUACAUUAUACUUGUUUUACAUAAUAGUCACCAGUCAGCUUUUAAAAUGAGGUUCUAUUAUGUUUACACAUUGCUGUAGACGGCUAAUUCAUCUCCAAGGUUACUGACAACACUGGCACGAGUGACACAUUGAGGUGAGUGCAUUACCUUGCGUGUACUUAUUUUUUAUUUUUUUUUGUUUCAUUGUAAUAUAUUCCACUUAAAUCACAACAUAAAUCCUGUAUUUUGGGCAAGCAGAUGGUGGCAGAAGGUAUAUUGUUUUGUGUCUUCUUUUUUUUGUCAAUCUUGCCAUUGUCUGUCUCUUCCUCAAUAUAAUAAUUGAUUGAUUAUAUCUUGGAAAACAUGGGGCUGAUUCUGCUACUUAAUUGUAUAAGUGUGAGAAAUAGAAACAGAAUGUAGUUAAGAGUCUUUGAGAUGUGUUUCAUCUGAUUGCUUCCCAAUCUAUCUAUACUGUAUAUACCUUCAGCAAGAGAGAAAGCUUACACAAGCAGUUAAUGCUGUUAAUGUUGUCUCGCAGGUUCUCAUGGAACCUGGUGGAGCCUCCUGCCAUGGUCCUGCUUGACUGCCAUUGCCAAUACUGUUGUUGCUGUGCACCUGUCUGUCUGUCUGUCUCUCGCUCUCUCUGCCUCUCCCUCUCGCUCUCUCUCUCUCUCUCUGCCUCUCUCUCUCUCUCUCUCUCUCUCUCUCUCUCUCUCUCUCUCUCUCUCACCCCAACUGGUCGAGACAGACGACCACCCACCUAGAGCCGGAGGAUCUGUCCUAGGUUUCUGCCUUUUAACAGGCAGUUUUUCCUUGCCCUUGUCGCCAAGUGCUUGCUCAUGGUGGUACUGUUGGGUCUCUGUAAUUAAUGUUAAAGAGUUCGGUCUAGACCUGCUCUAUUUGAAAAGUGUCCUGAGAUAACUUCUGUUAUGAAUUGGUGCUAUACAAAUAAAAUUGAAUUGAAUUGAAUUCUGUGCUGGGACAAAUACAUGGAAAACAGUGACUUCACUCCAGUCAGGACAGACCAAAAGAUGAGGUCCAGCUUUUCCUAUGCUGCUGCUGCUACAUUAGAGGAUGAUCUCAGUGUGCCACUAUCUGUCCUGGAUGACCCUAGAAUACCAGAGAGCUGUGCACAGUCUGUCAGUGACCCACCCACCUAUUGUAUUAGAGCAGCAGGAGUUCUGAGGUACAAUCGGGAGUCUGACAACCACAGGAUAAACUUAACAACCAUUAUUCCAGAGUCCCAGAAGCUGACAGAAUACCCAGUGAAAUGUGAGUACUGUGGAGAAAAUGCCAAACCCUCACUGGAUCUAACAUGGCUUCAGCGGCCUGAGAAAGUCCCACUCUUCUGCUGUGCCCAGUGGCAGCAGCUGUGUGAGAUGCUGCUGAAGCAGAGAUGUUUAGUUGGGGGGAGAUGUGACUUAAGGACUGCUUCUCCAACAUUAGUAGGGGAUAAGCCGGCCCCAGACACAGAGGAACUUCUCUUCCAAGUCAGGGAGAUGGAGGAUCACAACAAGUUUAUAUUGGAGUUACCAAGUACACUAGGAGAACAAUCCGAACUGAGAAUCUACGAGGAGUACUCAAUCCAACUACCUGUAGCUGAAACCUUUGCCACGACAUCAAAGGUGCUCAGGUUCCGGCUCUCUUGUGCUCCAGGAAAAGGAUGCUGGACAGUUUAUCCUAGUAGUGCAACUGAGAAGCACUUGAAAACAAAAAAGGAAGAGGAGCACGUGUUGGUCCCUUUUUGUGACCACAAGCCACUUCAGUUUGGCAUAUGUCAUCAUCAGGAUGGGGCAGACUCUCUACAGAAGUAUUACUCCAAUCACAUGAAAUUUCUUACUGUGUUCCCUGAUGGUUCUGCUCAGGUCUUUUAUCCCUCAGGCCUCUUGGCUCUCGUUGUCGUGGUCACUGAAGAAAAUGGAAGGGUGUGCAUCGUGUAUGAUGACAGCGAUGCCCCCCGUCAACCAGUUAGAGCCAUAUUCCAGUCUGACGGCAGGGCAACGUGUUAUCACAGCAAUGGAAACAUAUGGCUGACCUUAAACAGAUCAGGCGGUCAGUGUUUGGAUGAGGAGGGUGCUAGGGUUCGUCGGUGGAGCUGGGGCAGUCUGAGCCUCACUCCCUCUCCCCUGCACCCCAUUUUCUUGUCCCUCAACAAAACCAUUGGGGUUCGAGUCCUAGGGAGAGAGCAAGUGUUUGUCUCCUUCCUGGCAAGAGGCCAACAGGCAAAGUUCAGUGCGGAAUGUAAAACAGACGAGGCUGCUUCAGGACCAUCAGUAUUGAAGGAGGAGUUGUUUGUGUUGGCAGCUAGGAUUAGGAUCCACCUGGCCAUUCAGCACCUUCACCAAUAUCUGACAACGCCCUCCCAUCCUCGCCUACCGAAGACCACACAAGCCUCCCGCCUCCAUGUUGUUGCCCAGAGGAUUCUGGAAGUCAGUGCUGAUUCAACGAUGAGUGAGAGUGAAAGAGCCUUUAUCUCUAAGUGCCUUCAGGAUUGUCUUUGAUGUGCUGGUAAUAAAGUACACUAUGACAGAAACUCUGUUAUGGCACAAAGGCAUAUAAAUUAGGAUGUACUCCACAGAGCAGGUCAAACACCACGGCCUCUCGACGAUGUGGACCAUAAAACACAAUAUUUGCAGCCAACAUUUAGGCAUUGUAUAGUUUUAUUUAAACAUCCUUAUGGCACAUGCAAAAGGGGUGGCCAAACUUUGGCAGCUGUAAUAUUCAUAGGCAUGUUUCAUUAGUGUAGAAUCAUCUGAAUAUAGUAAUCAUUAUGUUUUUCUUAUCAUAGAACAAGCCUUUGUUAUCUACAUCUGGAUUGGGGCGUUUUCCAGUUGUUUUUCUUGCAUUUCAUGGCAACCAUAGUUUCUCCUUCGCGUUUGGAAGGGGAGGGUGAAGCUAGGGAGUUGACAUCUGCUAAAUGCAACUAAAUCCUAAAUACUGGACCUUUAAAGACUCUUAAUAGGAUUUCGGGAGGUAUGAUAGCAGUUACAUCACAAUGCUCAGACCUCAAUCAUAGGAUCCACUCAUGGAUGGCUUUUGACACACAAAAAGAACAAAAACUACAAGUAAAAGCAGAAAAACUGAAAAUUAUAAUUUGCUUUAACCUUUCUCUAGUGAAUCUGUUAAAACCCACAGGAAAUCUAAAUGGGGUCAUCCUUCUGUCUACUCCAUUGUCAAUAAACGUAUCAAAUAUA
This is a messenger RNA of Dicentrarchus labrax (European seabass), 3458 nucleotides long. Its product is annotated as glutamate-rich protein 6. The coding region runs from base 1254 to 2765 and encodes 503 amino acids. The transcript has 11 exons. Lineage: Eukaryota; Metazoa; Chordata; Actinopteri; Moronidae. The record is from RefSeq and is a predicted model, not a curated record.